This is a messenger RNA of Nicotiana tabacum (common tobacco), 396 nucleotides long. The record is from RefSeq and is a predicted model, not a curated record. NCBI's taxonomy places the organism in Eukaryota, Viridiplantae, Streptophyta, Magnoliopsida, Solanales, Solanaceae.
AUGAAGGAUUACAUUUGUCGCAAGACUCUCUAUAGGAGUACCGUUGGAGCUUUACAAUACUUGACGUUUACUAGACCCGAUAUAGCGUAUGCGGUUAACAAAGUUUCACAGUUUAUGCAUUAUCAUUGGGUUGCUGUCAAACGUAUUCUCCGUUAUGUCAAUGCUACUUCCUCUCAUGGUUUAUUUCUUUCUCAUGGGUCCUCUGGCUUGCUUCAUGGUUAUUGUGAUUCAGAUUGGGGAGGUGAUGUUGAUGAUCGCAAGUCUACCACUGGAUUCGCCAUUUUUCUUGGCUUUAAUUUGAUUUCAUGGGCUUCUCGAAAGCAAAAAGUUGUAUCGCGAUCGAGCACAGAGGCUGAAUAUCGUGCAUUAGCUGCUGCUACCUCUGAGAUGACAUGG